AUGCCUAGAGUUACCCAGUCGCCACAACGAUUUGUACUGCUCACGUCGCUGACAUUGCGCAUUAGUGGCAAAUCUGAUUCUGUCCGGCCGUUCAUUGAUUGGCAGACGAACCUGCAAUGGAUCAAACAACCACCACCUGAAUAUGCAGAAAAGAUUCACUCUCCGUACGGCUUCUGGCCCGAGUUCGAGCGCAUCUACAGCAAGGCCCAAAAUGAGACCGCAAACAGCACGCACACCAACGAAUAUGAAUUUGGCUUCGAUCUUUUCUAUGCAUUCCAGCGGGGUCAUGAUGGUCACUUUAUCGUCGUGCCGGACAGCCUAGGGAUAUUCUCUUAUGGCUGCACUACACCUUUGGUGUCCGUCUCUGUGGAUGGCUCCUGCAUUCCGGAAGUAUAUGUAUAUCAAGACCUGCUAGAUACGGUCGUUAGCAACGCCACAUAUACGCCAAGCCCACUGGCCUUGAUCGAUGGAAGGAACAGCACCGAGUUCUUGCUGGGAUGGUCGCACUGGGGUGGUACUCAAGAUCGGGACGCUUUGUGGAACAAUCUGUUCUAUCUAUUGUCGCACGUCUCUCUUGGCCAAGACGGAUCUGGACGUGGCGUAUUCGCUGGAGGCGGCAGAGCUCGCCGGAUUUAUCCCGGUCCUAGUACGACACUGACCUUCGCGAACGGCACAGAGGUCACCAACGAGAACUUCGCUAGAGUCCUCAUGCCCUUUGACAACAUUACCAGUGGUACAGACAUUUACACGGAAUUCCUUACUCCACCCCCAGAUGCACCUUGGUCAGCAGAAAAGUAUGCCACGUACGUCGAGUCGUCUACAACAUCUUCUGCCUCGUCCUCGACAUCUACUUCUAGCAGUUCGACCACUAUUUCCACCACCAUACCAUUUCCAGGCUACCCUACACCCUUUGUACGUCAUAUGCAUAACGUCAACAGCGGCUACUUCCUCGAAGACGAAGGCUACGACGACAUCGCCGUUCUCAGCGUGCCAGACUUCGUCGGCGGUGAUGAUGAGGAUGAUCUGCCCUUCCAAGCCGUCAACUCUUACCUCACCAACGAAGCUGUGGCUCGCAACAAGACUAAACUUAUCAUCGACCUCUCGGCAAACGCAGGCGGCACAGUCUUGCAAGGCAUAGAUCUCUUCAAACAACUAUUCCCCUUCCUCGAACCCUACCAAGCAGAUCGCUUCACCGCGCACGAAGCAGUCAACUACAUCGGUGAAGAAAUCAGCCAUCUUUCCGGCUUGGUAGGCAACAGGAGUCUCGACCUCGAUGAUACCGUGGAAAGCCUCGUGCUAUCCUUCUUCAACUAUCGCUCAGAUGUCGACAUCAAUCACGAGAACUUUACCUCUUGGCCUGACAAGUUCGGACCAGUGGCUCUGGGACCCGAGCUCAAGAACUUCACGCAAGUAACGAGAUGGAACCUCUCCGAUCCCGGGCUACCGGCGUAUUCGGGAGGGAUCAUUGUUUCUGGCUAUCAGAAUCACACGAACUUUACUCGCACACCUUUCAAACCGGAAGAUAUCGUGAUCGUCACGGACGGGUACUGUGCCUCUACCUGUACAAUCUUUGCUGAGCUCAUGCGUCACCAAGGUGGCGUGCGAACUAUCGUUCUAGGUGGCCGACCUAAUGCUGAUAUCGCACAAGCUGUCGGAGGCACUAAAGGAACGAACUCGAACAAAUGGUCCAACAUCUUCUAUUUUACGCAGAUCCCGUUCGAGUAUCAGUACAUCCACAACAACUCCUUCUACGAGACAACAGCCCUUGGCAGGUACAACGAUCUAGCACUUUACCGCUCCGUCGCCGCUGUUGUUAACGCCCGGUAUGGUUUCCGACAAGGCGACGAGGAAGGUCCUCCGUUACAGUUCAAGUAUGAACCCGCAGACUGCAGAAUAUACUAUACGCCGGAGAUGGCGGUGAGUAUGGUGGCGGUUUGGAAGACGGUGGCGGAUAGUGCGUUCAGAGGGGUGAAUCAUUGUGUUGCGGGGAGUUUGGAGAGUAAAGGUGCUGGGUACAUUGGGCCGAGGGACGAGGGAACGGGAAUGAAGCAGAGGGUCAAGAGGGGAGUGGGAGAACAGGACCAUAGGCACAGGCUAAGAACAGAGGUGCGAGAGGUGGAAAUUGAGCACGUGGUCAGAAGGGAGGCAGGUAAAAGAGAGCGUAAGCAUGUAGUAAGUUACCGAAUGUCUAGGCUAAUCGGAAGGGUAUGA
Molecule: messenger RNA, 2211 nt
Organism: Fulvia fulva
Lineage: Eukaryota; Fungi; Ascomycota; Dothideomycetes; Mycosphaerellales; Mycosphaerellaceae
Product: Peptidase S41 family protein ustP
Exons: 1
Coding region: 1-2211 (736 amino acids)
Biological process (GO): proteolysis
Molecular function (GO): serine-type peptidase activity
Source: RefSeq, a predicted model, not a curated record